Molecule: messenger RNA, 1521 nt
Organism: Oncorhynchus keta (chum salmon)
Lineage: Eukaryota; Metazoa; Chordata; Actinopteri; Salmoniformes; Salmonidae
Exons: 1
Coding region: 1-1521 (506 amino acids)
Source: RefSeq, a predicted model, not a curated record
AUGCGGUCCAAACACUUUAAAAAGACACCCUCGUCCACUACCCGUCCACCUUCCCUCGUCCACUUUCCCUCGUCCACUUACUCCUCGUCCACUUACUCGCUACUUAUCUCGCCCACUUACCUCGUCCACUUACUCUGUCCACUUAUCCUCGUCCACUUACCCUCGUCCACCUACCGUCGCCCACUUACCCUCGUCCACUUACCCUCGUCCACUUACCUCGUCCACUUUCCCUCGCCCACUUACCUCGUCCACUUAUCCUCCGUCCACUUACCUCGUCCACUUAUCCUCGUCCACUUACCCUCGCCCACUUACCUCGUCCACUUAUCCUCGUCCACUUAUCCUCGUCCACUUACCUCGUCCACUUACCUCGUCCACUUACCUCGUCCACUUACCUCGCCCACCUACCUCGUCCACUUACCUCGUCCACCUACCUCGUCCACCUACCCUCGUCCACCUACCCUCGUCCACCUACCUCGUCCACCUACCCUCGUCCACCUACCCUCGUCCACCUACCCUCGUCCACCUACCCUCGUCCACUUACCCUCGUCCACCUACCUCGUCCACUUACCCUCGCCCACUUACCUCGUCCACCUACCCUCGUCCACCUACCUCGUCCACCUACCUCGUCCACCUACCUCGUCCACCUACCGCUGUCCACCUACCCUCGUCCACCUACCCUCGUCCACUUACCCUCGUCCACCUACCGUCGUCCACUUACCUCGUCCACUUACCUCGUCCACUUACCUCGUCCACUUUCUCCUCGUCCACUUACCCUCGUCCACUUAUCCUCGUCCACUUACCCUCGUCCACUUAUCCUCGUCCACUUACCUCGUCCACUUACCCUCGUCCACUUAUCCUCAUCCACUUAUCCUCGUCCACUUACCUCGUCCACUUACCCUCGUCCACUUACCCUCGUCCCACUUACCCUCGCCCACCUACCCUCGUCCACUUACCUCGUCCACCUACCUCGUCCACUUACCUCGUCCACCUACCUCGUCCACUUACCCUCGUCCACCUACCUCGUCCACUUACCCUCGUCCACUUACCCUCGUCCACCUACCUCGUCCACUUACCCUCGUCCACCUACCCUCGUCCACUUACCCUCGUCCACCUACCUCGUCCACUUACCCUCGUCCACCUACCCUCGUCCACUUACCCUCGUCCACUUACCUCUCGUCCACCUACCUCGGUCCACCUACCUCGUCCACCUACCUCGUCCACCUACCCUCGUCCACCUACCUCGUCCACCUACCUCGUCCACUUACCUCGUCCACCUACCCUCGUCCACUUACCUCGUCCACUUACUCCCUCGUCCACCUACCCCGUCCACCUACCUCGUCCACCUACCUCGGUCCACCUACCUCGUCCACCUACCGUCGCCCACCUACCUCGUCCACCUACCCUCGUCCACUUUCCUCGUCCACUUACCCUCGUCCACCUACCUCGUCCACCUACCCUUGGGGAAUCCCCGCCGCCAUCUUGGAGGGCGGUCCAGCCAAGCAAGGGAAGAUUGCAACGUAA